AUGGUGAAAUUGGACUUGAAAACAAGCGUGACGACUACUGGAGAGGUGGUUAGGUGCUGUGUGCAUCCGUUUUUCAAUAACGGACAGAUAUUGGUAGACGUUGCCGUCGGUUUAAAUCCGUACUCUGUAUUUGUUGUAGCUUGCAAGUCAACGUCAGUCCUUGUUUGGAUUGUGGAGAUGAAAGAAAGGAAUACCAAUUCCACGCUGAGACGAGUUUUAGUUGAUUGUGCUGCACAGAUUGCUAUUCAAGGAGAGAGGCGUGUGUUUAACUUCCUUUCUAAGUCCAAUGGAAACUCACCAACUCAAUUUGGUGCCCUUAUCAGUCAUGGAAAAGUUGCUGCUCCAGAGCUCAAAAUCCAUGCCAUAUUCAUGAUACUUUGGUUGAGCUCAGUUGAAUUUGGUUUGUUGGGUGCAAAAAAGGAGGAAAAUCUUAGCCAUUUGUUUAUUCACUGUCCUGUAGCAGUGGAGUUUUGGGCUGUGAUCACUACUUCUGUUGGAAUAUGUUAUGGUUUUGAUGGAGAUCAUGUUAAACCAGUGGACAUGGAUACAUCAGAACUUUCACAGGAGUUGGAUGAGGAGGACGACGAUGAUGUUGUAGAAGAUGCUACAAAAGAGGUCGAAGAUGAAGAGGCUGACGAAGAGGGGGAAGUUGAAGUAGAAGUGGAACAAACCGAGAGUCAAGAUGAGGACAGAAUGGGCAAGGCCAAAGAAGCUGAGGCUAUAAGCCUCUUCAAAUGA
Messenger RNA from Dovyalis caffra, 738 nucleotides. The record is from the annotation of a GenBank genome assembly. NCBI's taxonomy places the organism in Eukaryota, Viridiplantae, Streptophyta, Magnoliopsida, Malpighiales, Salicaceae.